Molecule: messenger RNA, 972 nt
Organism: Microdochium trichocladiopsis
Lineage: Eukaryota; Fungi; Ascomycota; Sordariomycetes; Xylariales; Microdochiaceae
Product: Decaprenyl diphosphate synthase-like protein
Exons: 3
Coding region: 1-972 (323 amino acids)
Cellular component (GO): dehydrodolichyl diphosphate synthase complex; endoplasmic reticulum membrane
Molecular function (GO): ditrans,polycis-polyprenyl diphosphate synthase [(2E,6E)-farnesyl diphosphate specific] activity
Source: RefSeq, a predicted model, not a curated record
AUGUCCUUCAAAUCCAAAAAGACGGGCACCGUCUACCGCGAUGACGACAAGCUCGCCCCCAAGGCGAACGCCAGCCUCAUCAACAUGAACGACCCUAUAAUAAAGCGUAACCAACGACUCAUUCCCUUUGCCGAGCGCGCCAAGCAGGAGGAGCUCGAAUCGCACUUUGGCCUCCGUCGCUUCUUCAAGAACCAGGUCUACGUCGUCCUCUACGUCCUCGUCCACGCCGUCUUCUCCGUCUACAUCCGCUUUCGCAUCGCGUACAACGCCGUCUCUGGCCAGCUCGCCUCCAUCCUCCGCCACCAUCACAACGACCCGGCCUACAUCCGCAACGAUGUCAGCACGCUCAAGCGCAUGCCCCAGCAUGUCAGCAUCAUCCUCACCCUCGAAGGGGGCGGCAGGAAAGGCGACGCUGUCGAGAAGCUCAUUGACGAGGUUUCCGAAGUCGCUGCCUGGUGCGCCGCUGCGGGUAUUAUGAACCUCUCUGUGUACGAGAAGACAGGCAUCCUCAAGCAAUACAUGCCGCAAGUCCACAACAUCGUCUCCCAAAAGCUCCGCAGAUGGUUCGGCAAACACUCCGGCCCCUCCUUGACCGUCUUUGCGCGCGGCGCCGAGCCCAUUUACGGCCGCAACCAGGACCCGAUCAUGGGCCUGAUGCUCUUGUCAGCCGAGGACGGCCGCGAGGCCAUUGUCGACCUGACACGCGUGCUUGCCGACAUGGCGCAAAAGGACAAGCUGUCUACCGCCGACAUUACCGCCGAUGUCAUUGACAACGAGCUUAGCGAGGCCGUCAUGGCCGAGCCCGACCUGCUCAUCUCUUUCGAGCCUUAUAUUGACCUCCAGGGUUACCCUCCUUGGCAGAUCCGCCUUACGGAGAUUUACUACGCACCGGACAACCACGGCGUGGGGUACCAGGUCUUCCUGCAGGGCCUCCGCAAGUACGGGGAGGCGACGUUCAAGUUGGGAAAGUAG